UUCUAGAUUACAAUUUCCGUUACAUAUAUGACCGUAGCCACGAAGAUUGUAGAUCGUGCUCAACGCUUUUUCUUUCGAACUGUGACAGAUUUUUUUGUUAAUUAAAUGGUUCCAAUAUUUCGUUGAUACUGAUCAUUCCAGGAAGAAUAUGACACGAUUAAAUUUUGUAAUCUUUAAAGAAUAAUUAUAAAUUAAAUUUUAACUUAAGAAUAUAAAUUAAAUUUAAAAAUGGUAUCUCUUAUCAAAGCAAGAGGGCUGCGUAUGUCAGCCCAGAAACAAGAGACACUGUUAAAGCUGACUAUACUUUCCUUUGCAGCAGUUUUAUCUUUUGCUACACGUUUAUUUUCUGUAUUAAGAUUUGAAAGUGUUAUACAUGAAUUUGAUCCAUAUUUUAAUUAUCGCACAACUAAAUAUUUAGCAGAAAAUGGAUUCUAUAGCUUUCAUAAUUGGUUUGAUGAUCGUGUAUGGUAUCCAUUAGGAAGAAUUAUCGGAGGAACAAUAUAUCCUGGUUUAAUGAUUACUUCAGCAGCACUUUAUCACUUAGCAUGGCUACUGAAUAUCACAUUAGAUAUACGCAAUAUAUGUGUAUUUCUAGCACCUCUAUUUUCAAGUUUUACUACAGUUAUUACUUAUUUGUUAACUAAAGAAUUAAAGGAUUCUGCAUCCGGGUUAUUUGCUGCAGCUAUGAUUGCUGUUGUACCGGGUUAUAUAUCUCGUUCUGUAGCAGGAUCAUACGAUAACGAAGGCAUAGCUAUUUUUUGUAUGUUAUUCACAUAUUAUAUGUGGAUCAAAGCAGUAAAAACUGGAGCAAUCUGUUGGGCAACAUGUGCUGCAGUUGCAUAUUUUUAUAUGGUGUCCUCGUGGGGUGGUUAUGUUUUUCUAAUCAAUUUAAUUCCACUACACGUACUGACUCUCAUGGUUACUGGUAGAUUUUCACAUAGGAUAUAUAUAGCUUAUAGCAUUUUAUAUUGUCUCGGUACUAUUUUGUCUAUGCAAAUAUCUUUCGUUGGUUUUCAACCUGUACAAAGUUCUGAACAUAUGCUAGCAUUGGGAGUUUUUGGAUUGUGUCAGAUUCAUGCAUUAGUGGAUUAUUUACGUAGUAAAUUAUCACAAAAUGAUUUUGAAAUGCUCUUUCGAGGUCUUCUUAUUUUUACUAUAGUCACAUCUUCCGUAGUAGGUGGCAUUUUGACGAUAACAGGAAAAAUAUCUCCAUGGACUGGCCGUUUUUAUUCUCUUUUGGAUCCAUCUUAUGCAAAGAAUCAUAUACCAAUAAUUGCAUCUGUUUCCGAACAUCAACCUACGGCAUGGAGUUCAUUUUAUUUUGAUCUUCAAAUAUUAGUAUUUCUAUUUCCAUCAGGUUUAUAUUUCUGCUUCUCAAAAUUAACUGACUCCAACAUUUUCCUCAUUUUGUAUGGUAUAACUAGCUUGUAUUUUGCUGGUGUCAUGGUACGUUUGAUGUUAGUACUUGCUCCAGUUAUGUGCAUUUUGGGUGGAAUAGGUGCAUCUUCUUUGCUACUUACAUAUAUGAAGCAAAUCGAUAGUGGAAAAAUUGUUGACAAAAGAGCAAAGAAGUUUGAAAGUAACUAUGUACUAAGGAGUGAGAUUGCAACUAUUUUUGUGGUAAUAAUGUGUAUACUUUUUUUCUCAUAUACCAUUCAUUGUACUUGGGUUACAGCAGAAGCUUAUAGUUCUCCAAGUAUUGUAUUGUCUGCACGUUCUCCGGAUGGUGGUCGUAUGAUCUUCGAUGAUUUUAGAGAAGCGUAUUAUUGGUUACGUAUGAAUACUCCAGAGAAUGCCAAAGUAAUGUCAUGGUGGGAUUAUGGAUAUCAGAUAACUGCUAUGGCCAAUCGUACCAUUUUAGUAGACAAUAAUACGUGGAAUAAUACGCACAUAUCAAGGAUUGGUCAGGCAAUGGCAAGUUCAGAAGAUAAAGCAUAUGAAAUAAUGAGAGAACUAGAUGUAAAUUACGUUCUUGUGAUUUUUGGAGGACUUACGGGUUACUCAUCAGAUGAUAUUAACAAGUUCCUAUGGAUGGUCCGUAUUGGCGGUAGUACGGAAAAAGGAAAGUCUAUAACAGAAUGGGAUUAUUAUAAUGGUGCAGGAGAAUUUAGAGUUGAUAAGGAAGGUUCUCCUGUUUUACUUAAUUGCCUCAUGUAUAAAAUGUGUUAUUAUAGAUUUGGACAAGUUUAUACAGAAGGAGGUAAACCUUCGGGUUAUGAUAGAGUCAGAAAUAUGGAGAUAGGAAAUAAAGAUUUUGAACUAGACACAUUAGAAGAAGCAUACACAACGGAACAUUGGCUAGUACGAAUUUAUAAAGUAAAAGAUUUAUGGAACAGAGGAGCUUGAUUAGUUGUAUCAAAGACAGUCAAAAUAAUGCAAAUUCUACUUACUAUUAUAUUUGUUCAUGGAUUUUUCAGUUAUCAGUGAUAUCAGGCAGUAAAUAUAUACUCAAUAUCGUUAUAUAACUGAAUUUUCUAGAAAAUAAUAUUCUUGAAAAGUGCUUGAGAACAAAUUUUGAUGAGUAUUUACACGUGCUUUGGAUCAAAGAACUAAGUUCUUGAACUCUUAAAAUGAAAACAAGUUACAAGUUUGUAUCGUGCAGAUGAAAAUAUUUUUUCAUGUUCUGCAAAUUGUUGAAUAGUCAUAUUUCUUUUUAAAGAAAUAUUCUAUUAUGCAAGAAUAAAUGCAUUGUCUACUAGAAAUCUUACAUCUGUCUAGCAUUUGUACAAAUGUCAUCAUUGAAUAUAUAAAACUAUACUGCUUAUUCAUUUAUUAUGUAUAAUGUUUAUAUAAAAUAUGAAACACACACAAAAUGGUUAAAUCAUCGAUUUGUACUUUGUAUAUUUUUUAGAUUAUGUAUGAUAAAGAAAUACUUGAACAAUAAAUGUCUUUUAUUUCAGGUAUGUUGAUUUCGUUAUACAAUUAUUUUGUAACUGCUUUAUGAUCACAGUAUUGAAACAAAUGUCUCUAGGAUUAACAUGUUGCUUUCCAUUAUUGUGAUAAAUAUGUAAAUUAAUCGUUUUAGUAUAAUCUCGUCCUUACAAAUAAAAAUUUUUAAGAUUUCAUACGUUAUCUUCUAAUAGACCAUAACGGAUCUAACUGGCUUAAAGGAUCGACAAAUGCUUCGUUCGUUUUAUCUGUUGCAAUUGAUUGAAUAGUGUUGCUAUGUGUUGAUACUACAGCAUCAGCUGGAACAGAUAUAUAUGUAUAUAUUUAUAAAUAAUGAACUUUUGAUGAACUUGUAUAGAAAGAAAUUAAAUUGCAGACAAAGAUAUACCACCUUUAUCUAAAAAUUUAUAUAAAUAAAAAUACACACCUCUUUGUUUGGUUUCGGAAUGUCCGCCAACACUAAGAUUAUGUAAAAAAUCAUCUGAAGGAUGUGUUUUUCUAAUGGUUUUUUCCUUAUUUAAUUUAAGGCUUUCAAAUCCUUCGAACGUAGAUCGAGUAGAAGAUAAAAUGCCUCCUGUAU
Vespula pensylvanica (western yellowjacket) is the source of this 3469-nucleotide messenger RNA. RefSeq names its product dolichyl-diphosphooligosaccharide--protein glycosyltransferase subunit STT3A (gene Stt3A). Gene Ontology annotation, cellular component: membrane. Gene Ontology annotation, molecular function: dolichyl-diphosphooligosaccharide-protein glycotransferase activity. Gene Ontology annotation, biological process: post-translational protein modification. The transcript has 12 exons. The coding region runs from base 229 to 2346 and encodes 705 amino acids. The record is from RefSeq and is a predicted model, not a curated record. NCBI's taxonomy places the organism in Eukaryota, Metazoa, Arthropoda, Insecta, Hymenoptera, Vespidae.